CUCCCCGUUCUAGGAGAGCGUGAGCUUCUCCGUCGCCAAGAUGGCGUCGGUCUGGUUCUUGGUGACCUGCCCCAUGGCGGGCCGGGGCCUGCUCGGGAGGCUCCACCACUGCUGGGAAAGGCUGGAAAGAAACCUUUUAUUCCUCCUCCCAGGCCCUCCCUCUCCUCCCUGCGGCCCAGCGUUAGCAGUAGAGGGUCCAACUGUAUUUCUUCAGCCUCCAGUCUCUAGUGAGAGUUCUGAGACCCCCAGCAUUUUUGAUAGCACCUUCUGGAUGGCAGCCCCCAAAAACAGACGCAGUAUUGAAGUCAACCGCUGCAGGAGAAGAAACCCCAGAAAUCUUAUCAAAGUUAAGGAUAAUAUAGAAGUUUGUCCCGAAUGUGACCGUCCAAAGCUGAAGCAGGUCCUUUGCGGCUAUUGUUAUGAAAAGGUGCGACAGGAGACGGUCCAGAUCAGGAUGCAGAUCGGGAGAGAAGAAGGAGGGCCAUUUAAGGCUCCCGCCGUAGAGACCGUUGUGCUUUACCAAGGGGAAGAACCUUCUGAACAAGACCAAGGCAAGAGAAUCAUCAAACAAGACAGGAAGCGUCCCUCUUGGUUUGCAAAGAAUUAAUGCCGCCGAUGCCAUCAUAGUAAUAUAAAAAUCCAGCCCCCACUGAAAGGAAAGUUUCCUGUCAGAUUUGGGGGCAUUUUUUUUUUUCAGACUUCAUUAGGUAAGGGAACUUCCCUGUCAGAAAUCCACUCACAGUCAUCCUUCUCAAUUGAUUCUGUUCUUGUGGGGUGACUGUUGAACACUAUUGACACCGUAUAUCUGGAGCCUGUUUCUGAAUAUUAAAUCCUACAUACUGAUGAGUGUGAGAAUAAAGGCAGGAAAUCUGGGGACCCGAGAGAAUGUAAAACACGUUCAGAAUGAAAUUUUCCAGGUAAAAGGAGAAUUGGCUGAUUUAAAUGGCAAGUUUUAUAUUAAAACACUUGGAACAGAGGCAGUGACAGUGAAGGAUCUUCAAAAUAAAUAAAAAUUCUGUGUUUUCUUC
Molecule: messenger RNA, 1028 nt
Organism: Ornithorhynchus anatinus (platypus)
Lineage: Eukaryota; Metazoa; Chordata; Mammalia; Monotremata; Ornithorhynchidae
Gene: MRPL32
Product: mitochondrial ribosomal protein L32
Exons: 3
Coding region: 41-607 (188 amino acids)
Biological process (GO): translation
Cellular component (GO): mitochondrial large ribosomal subunit
Molecular function (GO): structural constituent of ribosome
Source: RefSeq, a predicted model, not a curated record